Messenger RNA from Echinococcus granulosus, 2367 nucleotides. RefSeq names its product calcium-binding protein. The transcript has 10 exons. Gene Ontology annotation, molecular function: enzyme regulator activity; calcium ion binding. The record is from RefSeq and is a predicted model, not a curated record. Lineage: Eukaryota; Metazoa; Platyhelminthes; Cestoda; Cyclophyllidea; Taeniidae. Bases 1 to 2367 code for a protein of 788 amino acids.
AUGUCUCACCUAACCAAAUUCCCUUCACCAAUCGCAAUCACUACGGUACCUUGGAGGGGAAACGAGUGUAUCCCCCCAGCCACCGCCACCGCCGUUCACCGUAGCAAACAGGGCACACGCACCAAUGACGAGGCCUUUCGGGUGGACAUAGAGGUCUUCAGCUACCGACCAAUGCGCACCAGCGUGCAAUCGUCCCAUCGACCCGCGGACCAACCCACGCACUGUUACCGCGGCAACCCGGGCGAGGGGGGCUUGCGUGUACGACGGUUGCGCCUGUCUGUCCACGCGCUCAGUCCCCUAUUUCGACGCCAGCGUCGGCAUUGGAGGCACAGCGACACUACCGGCUGCAGCAGCGUCCGACACGUCUUCUCGCAUCGACGCAAACUCUACCUCAACAGAGUGAGAUUGGAAAUGGAGGGUUUCAAGAUCAGCGACGAUCAAGUUAGGGUUGCAACGGAGACCUUCAAGAAAUUCGACAAGCGCGGGCAGGACAAAAUCAGCACCAAUGACCUUGGUCCAGCUUUUAGUGCACUCAAGGUCUCCAUCAAGCCUGAUCUCCUCAAAGAAUGGGCUGAUGAAGUGGAUGAUGACGCCACUGGUUUCAUCGAUCUGAGUGGAUUCCUCCUGGUCUACGGAAAAAUCCUCCAAAACGAGCAGGACGAGGAAGACUUGCGGCAGGCGUUCCGUGUGCUCGACAAGAAUCGCAGAGGUGAAAUCGACGUGGACGACCUUCGAUGGAUCCUCAAAGAGUUGGGCGACGAUUUGACCGAAGAGGAGAUCGACGAGAUGAUUCGUGACACGGAUCGUGAUGGCUCCGGAUUUGUAGACUUUGAUGGAAAGAGGAGCGACACCCCUGAUUCGAGCACAUCGGCUCAAAGAACUGUCAGUCCAGUUCAAAACACUGGUCCUGGCAGUCCGAAUUCUUCCAUGGUCGCAACUAACCAUCAUCCUAUUCCACACCUUCAACACCACCAGAAUCAUCGUCCAUAUUUUCCACGUGGUCGAUACCGCGGUGAUGGUGGGUAUUAUGGUGGACACAAUCAUUUUGGUGGGCAUCAUCCAAACCUCAAUCGUAGAACCUCACCACCGAUUCAUGGUCCUCCGUUUUCGAAAGACCUUGUUGAUUUCAUGAUGAAGGAAUGGGAUCAAUUUUCUACAAACUACCGAAGCACUCAUCCUGGUGAUCCGAUCGAUAAUGGGCUAGUGAUGCAUUCUGGACACCACCAACACCAGCAGCAUCAACCAAUAGUUUCUACCUCUCCACGAGUGGGAGGGCACGUCAAUUCCCCACAUCGAGGACAACACAUCCGCUACAAUCACCAAAAUUCCCCUGGAAAUAAUUGGUCCAUCAACAAUGGUGGGAAUGGACGGAAAUAUUCCGAAAAUGGUGAUCACUCCAACACGGGGUCUCUUAGGCGUCACCAUAACCAUCGUGGUGGUCAUGCUCCCUCUCCCUUGCUGCAAGGCAAUCAACCAUGGCAACGCAGCACGCUAACAAAUCGGCAGAACUCGCCCAACAACACGUUGAAUCGUCCCACAGGACCACGACACACCUACCCGUCGCGUCCAAUUGUAUCGCCCACGUCUCCUGCCGCCGCUUCUGUGACCUCUGCUGCAACCUCUCCCGUCGCCGAGGCGAGCAGCAAAGUCGCCGAAACAGCAGCAGUGCCAGUUGCUGAAAUGCACUCCCUCUCUCUCAAAUCCGCCGACACCUCCAAACCAACGUCAGCUGCUGCUCCUGUAGCCAAUGGCAAAAAGAAUGCGGAAGGCCUCACCGAGCCACCUUCUGCUGCUCCUGCCGCACUUCUUGACGUCGAGGCCAAGAAGAGGACUACGUCGACAACGACAAUGUCAAGGGAUGAGGCUGCCUCCUCAACCUCGUCCUCUUCGACAUCCUCUCUCACGAUUUCCAAGGUGAAGCAGCAGCAACAGCAGACGUCUGAUGUUCAGCAGCAGCGGCAGCACCACCAGCAUUCAACUCGACGUCGGGCUGCAACAACACAGGGCGGUUCGUCAGUGUCUGCAUCGACAACGGCAGCUGCCCUGCCCCUCUCCUCCUCCCUUCCCGCCACACGGGCGUCUGAGACUGCUUCGGUGGCUUCUUCCAGCUUCUGCAGCCUCGUAGACCAAGUGGACACGAUGUCGGCUGCAGAUCAAUACUUCACACCGGAGCCACCGUCUCCUUCCUCCAGCGCGUCGGCUUCCCUCUCAGUGGGAGUGUCGGAGACCUCUCAUCACUUUACUACCUUGGCUGCUGUCGAGAGUGCGUCUACGGAGUCUCCUCCGCUCCCCUCGCCUCCGCCUCUCGCGCCUGCUCCCGUUUCCUCCUCCGCCUUCGCUGCCACCGCCACCACCACCAACCGAUAA